ACCAGAGAAUUUCUGUGAAAUCACUCCAUUGCCAAAACCUCAAAAUGAUCUUUCUAACAAGCUGGAUAUCACUCCUAACAACAUUUCUUCUUCUCUUACAUUUUUGGAGAGCAAAGGUCUGUGCCUCUGGAAAUUCAGAGGAGGAAAUAGAUUUUACAUAUGUUAUCAUAGGAGUUACUCUGGGAGCCUUUCUAUCGAUUGCUUUUGUAGCAGUAAUAAUCUGUAUGAUCAGAAAACAAAUGCUUGACAAUGUCUUUGGAGAGUCAGAUGGCAAAAUGGAUAGAAGGUCCAAUAUGGGAUCCAGUCAGAACAGGUAUGUUCCAGAGAAGGCGGGAGUCUGGUUGAGUGGGAAGGUGGAGUGA
Tinamus guttatus (white-throated tinamou) is the source of this 362-nucleotide messenger RNA. RefSeq names its product transmembrane protein 273 (gene TMEM273). Lineage: Eukaryota; Metazoa; Chordata; Aves; Tinamiformes; Tinamidae. The record is from RefSeq and is a predicted model, not a curated record.